UUAGGGUUGAGACAGGCAGCUAGGGUUUGGUGGUUUGUUGUGUCCGCGGCCGAUUCGACUCGAGUCUUCUCUUCUCCCCAGGCGCGCCGGCAGUAGCGAAUAUGAGUGGCAAGCAGCCCGCGGCGAAGAGCUCCUUCAAGCAGGAGCAUGAUCUCGAGAAGAGAAAGGCCGAGGCUGCUAGGAUUAGGGAGAAGUACCCAGAGAGAAUUCCGGUGAUUGUUGAGAAGGCCGAGAGGAGUGACAUCCCAAACAUUGACAAGAAAAAGUAUCUAGUUCCAGCCGACUUGACGGUUGGGCAGUUUGUCUACGUGAUCCGCAAGCGGAUUAAGCUCAGCGCCGAGAAGGCGAUCUUCAUCUUUGUAAAUAACGUUCUCCCUCCCACUGCCGGAAUCAUGUCUGCAAUCUACGACGAGCACAAAGACGAGGACGGUUUUCUGUACGUUACAUACAGUGGCGAGAACACGUUCGGCCUCUCGCUAUGAAGGAAGAAUUCCCGAAAAAAAAAAAAGGAAAGAGAAGAUGAUCCCCAUCCACAACAGCCGGCAAUCACACACUUCGCGCCACCACACCUCCUUUCAAGUCUAAGAAGAAGCUGUACAUUUGCUAAAAGGGUCACUAUUGCUGCUGUUUAGAACAGGGUCAGUCUGUCCAGGUCUUGAUCUCCUUUUCUUUCUGUUUAGGUGGGCUUUUCAUGUACAUAUAGUUUGGAACUUGAAAACUCUUCUCUUUUUGAGUU
Molecule: messenger RNA, 736 nt
Organism: Selaginella moellendorffii
Lineage: Eukaryota; Viridiplantae; Streptophyta; Lycopodiopsida; Selaginellales; Selaginellaceae
Product: autophagy-related protein 8f
Exons: 5
Coding region: 102-482 (126 amino acids)
Biological process (GO): cellular response to nitrogen starvation
Source: RefSeq, a predicted model, not a curated record